Molecule: messenger RNA, 1439 nt
Organism: Myzus persicae (green peach aphid)
Lineage: Eukaryota; Metazoa; Arthropoda; Insecta; Hemiptera; Aphididae
Exons: 2
Coding region: 447-1340 (297 amino acids)
Source: RefSeq, a predicted model, not a curated record
UAAAUUACAGGUUUAUUCAUACUUAAAGUAUAUAACUAUUUUAGGAAGUAGUCUGUUUCUAAAACAAACUUGUGCCUAUUCACUAUGACUUAAUAAAGGUCUUUAAUACUAAUAGGACGAAUACUAAACACAAAACAUAUUCCUGCUAUGGGUUGAUCAAUAUUAUAAAAAUAAAUAAUACUAUUAAUUUGACACGUUUUAAUGUUUUGCAGUUUACAAAUUGGGUAUUGUUUUUCUCACCAGCCAUAAUAAGUUAAUUUUUCUAAUACUAAAUACAUACAAAUGUUACUCAUAUAAAGAUGCUUGUAUUAUUAUAGCUUGGAUGCAUUGUAUCUGAGAUUCAUUGGUACAGGCACUAGGCAGAGUUCAAAGUGUUGAAACAUAAUUAAUUUAACUGCUGCAGAACUACGUUGUGCUCACUAUCUUAAAUAUAUUUUAAAAUUACUAUGUUUUGGUUUAUGUUCAAUACAUUUUUAAUGAUUUCCGCUGUUUCGCAGGUACAUGGAUUAAAAAAAAAUUCAACAAACAUUUCAAAUGGUUUUGACCAAACGAAAAACGAUCCUAGUGUCUUGAUCCUCAAGGAUGUCCAUGGUAAUACGUACAAGUAUAUUUAUCCAAAUGAUAUGGACCAAUUUUCUAAGAUGAGUACUCUCGGUAAUAAAAAGUCUUCUACGGUGAUACAUUUACCACCGGGAAUAUUGAAAUCUGAAAACCCUUCUCGUGAUACAAGUUCUAAUCCUAUAGAUCAGCCGUACACAAGGAUAAGUUCUACGACGUCUGAGAGACCACGGACCAUCACUAUCCCAAAAAAUACAACCAACCAACAUAAACGGAAUUACACUGUCUUCCUUGAUACUAAUAAAGAAUCUCCUAUAUUGUCAAAGGCCAUAAUAAGACAGAUUGAUAAAGACAAUAGUACCAUUUCGAUAAAUUCGACCGAAUCGACUGAUACCAUUACUAUAAAUGAUGGUAAAACUGAAAACAAAGACGACGAAAAUGAUCCGAAUAACGAACCAUCAAUCCAUAAUAUUAGUUUUAUUGGAAGUUCAGAUGAUACACCAAUAUUAUCUAAAAUAAAUAAUGAAAAAUAUGAGAGAUCAGACGAACAACAGAAUUCGUACAAAUCGUGUGACAACCGUAACGGCUUAAUAUUAUUGGUUGAAAAUGAUAUUAAAUUGAAACUUUUUUUAAAUUCAAACGGAAUAUUGGGUAAAUCGUCUCUAGUGAACAGUAGAAAAAAUGCAACGAUAAAAUCAAAGGACGAACUUUCCACCGAAGAUGUCGUCAUAGAGAAUGAUGAUGAGUUUGAGUUUUCUACCUCAACAGGUGUUGGUGAUUGAUAUAAUAUUUCAUUAAAACUCCGAUGAUAAACUUGCAUUAAUUAUUUUAAGAGUAGCAAAGAAUUUCGGUUAAAAUGUAGAUUUACGUUCAAAAAUUAA